Messenger RNA from Coturnix japonica (Japanese quail), 3800 nucleotides. RefSeq lists its product as uncharacterized. Lineage: Eukaryota; Metazoa; Chordata; Aves; Galliformes; Phasianidae. The record is from RefSeq and is a predicted model, not a curated record.
AGGGGGGGGGGGGGGGGGGAGAAGACAGAUUACUUGGUGCCGUGAUAAUGAGGGGAAAGAAUAACAGUUGGAAAGCAUUAAACGAGAGGUGGCAUUGUCCGGGUUGAUGGAGUUUUUGUCUCUCCCUCGCUCUCUCUUUCCCUCCCACAUGCGCAGGCACACACACACACACACACACACACACACACACACACACACCCCGCACUCUCUCCGUGGCACUGGCCCUUGGGAGUCUGCUCCAGCUCAGCCAAGAUCAGCUUUAAAAUACAUAUAUAUGUAUGUACACACACAUAUAUACACACAUAUAUACAUAGAGCUAUCAGACCUGGCUUAAAGGUUUAGACAAAACUGGAGAAUUUAAAAAUAGAGGAUACUGGGGCUCAUAAAUGAGCCGAUUAUAAUUCGUAUUUCCCACAGUACUCCUAAGGAAAUGAGGACAAGCUGCCACCUUCAUGAGGGUUGGCAGCAAGGAGGGGAUCCGGGCGCCCAGGAAUGUUGUGGAGUGUUUGAUUGAGCACACUGAUUUCCAGAGAUUUAAUUAGAGCUCAGUAACAUCCUGCAUGGGUCAGCCCUUCCCAAAAUGAGGAGGAGGGAGGGUGCAACAUCACUAGGCAGCAGCACAAGCACCCUGGCAGCACCCUUUGGGGACAUCCCUCCCUUGGCAAGAAAGGAGCCCAAGUCUCGGCCCUUCUCGUCUCCAGCAGCUCGCUGCUUCCCACUGCGCAGCCAGGCAGGAGGCGGCUGUGGCUCGGCGCGGCUCUACUCGGCUGCAGGGGGCUCCCCAGUGCCGUGCUGCUCGGCACCGUAUGGGCUCUCGACUGCAGAACUGCAGGGCAUUCCCCCCACGCAAGACUUCCACGCAGAGAAGCAUCUCCCUUACCCAUACGUAUUCCCGCACUGUGAUUUCCCAAGGAAAGAAGAGGUCGAUAAUGGAAAGCCUACAAUAGCCCCCUCCCUUGCCUUGUCUACAGCCCGCCCGGGGAGAAGAGAGAUUUCAGCUUUCCUGGAAAAGCGCUGUGUGCGCAGAGCUGCAUCCCUGUGUCCGCAGAGCCGUGCUCGUAAUCAGUCUCAGCCACUACAACUUGAUGGCACCCGGCAACUCCGUGGGGGGUUCUAUUGCAGAAAAGUUUUUUGCAAGGUUGCACAUAGAAGAAAAUAACAUCCUUGACACAAAUCUCUGGGAAUUUUAGCUUGAAUUGCCACUAAUCUAGAAAAAAAUAAAACAAAAUAAAGCAGAUUGAGCCUCCGGAGGAGCGCGGAGCAGCCCCAUGCAGCACCCUGGAGAGCAGCCGGCCCGCCUCUGGAUGCCUCUGUUGUUUGUGUCUGUGCCUGCUGAUGUGCUUGUAUGCUUGUUAGUGUGCCUGUGAGUUCACACACACACACAUCUGUGAGCAUAAGCUGUUGCUCGUAUGCCUGCUCGCAGCUGUUCAGGUAAAUGGAAACCAGUAAUCAACUGAACAUCUGGUGUGUUGUACUUUGUGAGGCCACGUCUUUUGUUAUUAAUGCAUCCCUUGGAAGGUGACUGUUUGCAGCAAGCCAGAGAGGGCUGCUUCUGUGCACUGCAUAAACCCAUUUGCCAGAGUCAGUGGCUUGAAAUGAGGAAGAUUUCAUAGUGUCCUUUAAAAGUGUAAGGGAAGCUUGAACACGCCCUGAAGAACAGAGUAAUAUGAAACUCAGGAUUAUGAAAACAUAAUUUCCACCUAGGCUUCAAGCAAAUGGUUAUGUUAUUACAAAAAUGUCUGUGGAAUUUUUCUGUACAGAUUCUCAGCCACUAGAAACCUACUCACUUCACUCCCAUUAUACAUGGGGCUAAAGUCUGGUCAUAGGAAGGCAGAUGUUAGGCAAAUAAUGUGCUUCUUUUCAUUUUAAUUACCUAGGAAAUGACUGGGGGCAUUUCAAAUGUCAGUUUUUCUCAGGGAAGCUAGAACCUUGUCAGAGCUCCAGGGGCUCCAGAGGAGCAUCAAGGAAUGCUGGAUUAGUGGAGAGAUUUAAAGAGGGCCACCAUUCUGAGAGAAAUGUUUUGACAUGAAUAUUAUUUUAUGAAGAGGUUCAUGAAUGCAUCUUCAUCAGGUAUGGAGCCAAGGGCUCUGGGUGCUCUUUAGGCACUUCAAGCACAUGAACCAUAAACUCCUUCAGGGUAUCUCUCUAGGCACUUCCCCUAGGUACUGGCAGUUCUGCCAUAAAACUUGUUCAAAGUCACUCUAGUACUGAUACUUCUCACCUCAACACACAUACAUAGUGCAUGACUGUAUUCCAAAGCAUAGGAAUCUUGAUACAGAACUGCUAAAUUGCAUUCCCUCUAUAUAUGUGUGUGUGUACGUGUAUAAAUCUCUCUACUUCUGUAGGCAACUUGAAUCAAUCCUGACAGAAAACUAAAACAGGAUAAUGAAUACAAUCCUUCUGGGGGUGCAGGAGUUUCAGCCCACACUCUGUGUUCCCAAUGACAGUUUUGCCUUGGGAUGCUCAUUUUCUCUGACUUUUCACUCCUCAAACUGUUCUACUUUGUGUCUUACUGGAGCAGUGACUGUUACAGGAGAAGAACUUGAAACUUCAUUGCCUGUUUAAAUGGUUUAAGGUUGUGAUGCCUACUCAGCUGAGAUGGGUAUUCAAAUAGUAACAAUAAUGAUAAAUUUCUUUUAAAGCAGAUAUAACAAGAGCGAUCCAUUAACAUUCCUGGAUAUCACCUUCUUCUUAGUGCCCAGUGAACUGUUUUUGUAUCAGAAUGAAAGAAAUCCCAUUUGUUGUGUCUUCUGGGGCAAAUAACACUCAUCAUGGUCAGGAACAAUACAGCUCUGUCUUAUGCUUCUCCCUUCACUCACUGGUGAUAACACAAGUGACACAAUAACUAGGGCUUUGCACUGCACAGAGUCCUGCACCUCCAGAGACAGAAGUGCUUCUAUAAUUAGGCAUGAUACUGAGUAAUUACCUCUCACAGGGAGCAAGGCUUACUGACUAAGAUAAAACUGCGUGCUAUUGAAACUCUCUGCUUUCAGUACCUGAACUGGUAUCUCCCCAGUCACUGCAGAUCACUGAGUGAUGUGUCAUGUCUCAGAGGGUCAGCUGGACAUUUCUGCAUCACAUUCCAUUGUCCUCUGUAGAUGUGGCUCUAGAAAUACAUCUCGAAUUUGUUUCAUUUGCUCUUCAAACUGAGUUUCAUAGUUGUUGUCUCUACAAUGUUUACUUCUGCUUUACAUUUGGAAUUUCUUUUGAAGUCUUUGGUGUUAUUCACACUCAUAGAAGUAGAGAAGUAAAGAAUUCCCAAUCUGUAGACUGGCAAUAAUGGCCAGAAUUAAGUAUUUCCACAGAAAUAGCAAAGUAGUUGCUCCCAUAAGUGUGAAAUUAUCUACUUCCUUCAUGAAGUCUCUUUCUAAACAGAGAACUACAGAUGCAUGUUCUCCUACAUGGUUUUUCUUAUCUCUUCUACUAUUUAUCUUAGCAUUAAUUACUACAACUUAGAAUAUUGCUGGCAUGCCUAGAAAUGUCCUGUUCUUCCUUGUACCUUAUGGAAUUUUUCAGUUUCAAGGUCACCCUUGACCUGCGAAUUACAGUGCAAUUAUGUCUUCUACAGUUCAAUUAACUUUGUGAAAACUGUAUUUUCUUUUAUCAGUUUUGAAGCUGAUACCUUUCAGUUCACCUCUGAUGGCCUCCAUCAUACUUUUGUGUCUCAAGAGGCAAGAACAAUUUUCCAUCUACAUAUCGGGUUUAUUCACUGGAUCUUUAUUCAUAUUAUUUCCUAUGCAUUUUCUUUCUAAAGCUAAGAACUCUCUCUCUCUCUCUCUUUUAUUUUCUUUUUUUUCUUU